This is a messenger RNA of Perkinsus marinus ATCC 50983, 831 nucleotides long. RefSeq names its product Heat shock 70 kDa protein, putative. The record is from RefSeq and is a predicted model, not a curated record. Gene Ontology annotation, biological process: protein refolding; cellular response to unfolded protein. NCBI's taxonomy places the organism in Eukaryota, Perkinsozoa, Perkinsida, Perkinsidae. The transcript is spliced from 6 exons. Gene Ontology annotation, molecular function: ATP binding; heat shock protein binding; misfolded protein binding. Gene Ontology annotation, cellular component: cytoplasm. Bases 1 to 831 code for a protein of 276 amino acids.
AUGUCUUCACUCGAAGCGAUUGAUCUUAAGAGGUUGAUUUACAUGACUGCUGCUAGUGCACUUUGCAUGAUUCCGACCUCGUACACGAAGACGGCCGUCGAACAAUUCAAGAGGACGUGGAUGAAACUCGUACUCAUACGAGCUAUAGUUGAGCUCGACAACGACCGUGCUGUUCGUGGGGAUACCCAUCGCAUUGAUCUUCGUAUCGCUACUGGAGAGGUGGACACUCUGGGGGAGUCACUGGAGACAGCACUGAGCUCGACGAUCAGAGAGACUGUUGAAGCAACUCUGUGGCUUGGGAAAGCCACGAACAAUUCAGAAGAGAUUUUAACCCCCGAGAACACCGCCUUUGAUGCUAAGGGACUGAUUGGCCGUAAGUUCGAUGAUCCCGUGGUCCAGCACGGUAUGGAGCUGUGGUGUCGAUUCGACACUGUCGAAGCCAAGCAGUUCCAUGCUGAGGAGAUCUCCUAUAUGGUCCUCACUAGGGUGAAGGAGACUGCUGAGGGCCUCCUUGGUGGUAAGGUGACUGAUGCUGUGGUUACUGUGCCCGCCCGUUUCAACGAUUCCCAGAGACAGGCCAAUAAUGAUUCUGGCUCUAUUGCUGGUCUCAACGUCCUUCGUACUAUCAAUGAGCCGACUGCCGCUGCUAAGGGGCAGGGUGAGGAGAACCUUCUCAUCUACGAUCUUGGUGGCGGAACCUUCGAUGUCUCCCUCUUGACCCUCGAGGAUGGUAUCUUCGAGGUUAAGGCCACUGCUGGUGGUGAGGAUUACGAUAACCGCAUCCUCGACUUCUGCAUGGAAGACUCAAAGCGUAAGAAUCGACCAUCUUAG